Aspergillus affinis is the source of this 1194-nucleotide messenger RNA. RefSeq names its product PH domain-containing protein. NCBI's taxonomy places the organism in Eukaryota, Fungi, Ascomycota, Eurotiomycetes, Eurotiales, Aspergillaceae. The record is from RefSeq and is a predicted model, not a curated record. The coding region runs from base 1 to 1194 and encodes 397 amino acids. The transcript has 3 exons.
AUGUCGGAGAUCGCCAAAGCUCCGGCAAUCCAACUCCCCGACGGCACUGUCCAACAGAGCGCCCACCCACGCCCUGCUCCACCUGCGGCCUAUCGCAGUGGCCAUGUGAACCUUGAUACUUUCUCGCCCGUCAACGAAAAUGGGAGCUUCGAGUUUGAUCGAGUGCUGAAGACGGGGCGAGUGAACCGCCGGGUCAAGCACAAGCAUGCCUUUAGAGCUUCCUGGAAACCCGCCUAUCUCGUCCUCCGACCGAACCUCCUGUCUGUAUACAAAGACGAAGAAGCAACUCGGCUCCGGGCCUCCAUCACCCUAUCCGAGGUGACGGCGGUCGCACCCGUUCGGUCUCCCCGCUCCAACCGACAGCACGUCUUCGGUGUCUUUUCCCCCUCAAAGAACUAUCGAUUCCAGGUCGCGUCCGACAAGGAGGCCGACGUUUGGAUCCAGCGCAUCCGCGCCGAAAUACGUACGGACGAAGAAGAUGAGGCUUUCCUGGCGCUGUCGCAGCAAGGAAACGCCGUGGCGGUGAAUCGGCCGCGAGUCGACGACACGACCGAUCAUUCUGACUUUGAUAUGAUGGGCAGAGCAAGCUCCCCUGAACUGGGACGGGCGCUUUCGUCGAGUUAUCGAUCCAAGCGCCUUGACAACCACCUCGAUUAUCCCGGAAACGAUAUCACGUCGUACUCCGAGUGGUCCGACGGACCUACGAGCAAUUCUAGCAUCAACCCCAGACCGCGAACUCCGGUUCAGACUCUGUCCGUCUCUGCUCCUGCCGGACAGUCGCCCUUGUCGCCCGACACCGGCCGACACAGCGAGUCGGGGAUUCUGCGCGACCCCGAGAGGGUCAUUUGCAAUGGCUACCUUCAGUGCCUUCGCAUCAAGGGCACCAUGCGGCAAUGGAAACGGCUCUGGGUUGUUCUCCGUCCGAAAAGUCUUGGCUUCUACAAGGAUGAGCAAGAAUAUUCCGCCGUGAAGAUCUUACCGAUGGCUCAGGUGAUUGACGCCGCCGAGAUCGAUCCCCUGUCCCGCUCCAAACAAAACUGCCUCCAGAUCAUCGCGGAAGAGAAGUCUUUCCGUCUAUGCACCCCCGACGAGGAAUCGCUCGCCAAGUGGCUCGGCUGUCUCAAGAGCAUCCUUGUGGCUCGUAAGAAGCGAGACCCCGUGCCAGCUGCGGGUGCUAUCGCUGUCCCUGCGUAA